Plasmodium inui San Antonio 1 is the source of this 303-nucleotide messenger RNA. RefSeq lists its product as hypothetical. Bases 1 to 303 code for a protein of 100 amino acids. Lineage: Eukaryota; Apicomplexa; Aconoidasida; Haemosporida; Plasmodiidae. The record is from RefSeq and is a predicted model, not a curated record. The transcript has 2 exons.
AUGAAGGAACUUCAGGAAGGAAGAAGGCUCAUAUCAAAACCAAAGAGAAGUUUCUACAACUACGUCCAAUUAGAGGUCAGCCACAAUGUAACGACCAAGACUCAGAGAAACGGAGAAAGAGUAGAACAGAAGUUGGUAAGAGAAAAUAUAAGGGCAACCAGAAAUAAUCAUAACAUAAUGAAGGAAAAGGGGGAGGAGAAGUCAGGAACCCGCAUAUGCCACCCAAUUGGAAAAGAUCACCAGGACAACCGAGGACCCAACAAACAAAUCCCAAGUAACCAUAUCCCCCCAAAAGACAGCUAA